Colletotrichum phormii is the source of this 1515-nucleotide messenger RNA. Its product is annotated as fungal-specific transcription factor domain-containing protein. The record is from RefSeq and is a predicted model, not a curated record. NCBI's taxonomy places the organism in Eukaryota, Fungi, Ascomycota, Sordariomycetes, Glomerellales, Glomerellaceae. Gene Ontology annotation, cellular component: nucleus. The transcript has 4 exons. Gene Ontology annotation, biological process: positive regulation of transcription by RNA polymerase II. Bases 1 to 1515 code for a protein of 504 amino acids. Gene Ontology annotation, molecular function: DNA-binding transcription factor activity, RNA polymerase II-specific; transcription cis-regulatory region binding; zinc ion binding.
AUGAAUGCAGCUGGACCCGCAACAUCAUCGAAGAAGCGUUGCGGAACGUGCAUAGAUCGCAAAGUCAGCUGUGACCGCCGGUUCCCACGGUGUACAAGCUGCAUCAAAUCCAACCGCAAAUGUCAGGGCUACGGCCUUCGAUUGUCCUGGCCAAGGGCUAGUGAUGCCAAGAGGUCACUAAUCAGCCGAGCUGCGACGUCUCAUGGAGCCAAUAAUACUCCAAGUAGAUUCCAUAUGAUCAACGCGUCCUCAUGGGACAUCGAGGUACACAACUUCCUCGUUGCUAGGCGGAUGAUACGUCCCGUUAUGAUGUAUCCACUGCUGUGGUCAUCGUCCGGGUCAAAUGCCACCGAUCAAAGCCUCUUCCGUUUCUUUCGGGAGACUCUAAAACCGAAUCUUUCAAGUUUUAGCAGUCAACCACUGGGAGAAGCGUUGCUUCGGAUCGCACUAUCGGAGGUUUCCUAUGCUGGAAAAGCCUUACAGCAUGCGCUUCUUGCCUUUUCAGCACAGUACCGGUACGGGCCGGCAUUUCGUGCCGAGGAGCUGAAAAUCUCGGCUAUACAUGCCUUGACCUUGUCAGCUGCUGAAGGAAUGUCCGCUCACAAGGCUGUUCAGCAUGUAGCAGCCGGAAUGGUUCUUUGCAUGUUUGAGACCCAAAAAAGCUCGCACUCAACAAACCAUUGGCUAUGUUAUCUAAGUUCUUCGAGAACACUCAUUGAGAGCGUCUCGGUCGAGAAAUUCUGGAGGGUCUCAGACGCCCCUAUGCUGCUGGAGUGGGUAUCAUAUCAUGAGAUAUUGGCUCGAUUCAGUCUUCGUCAUUGGAGAAAACCCGAAGCUGAAUUACCGAGCCAGGUAAUCUGCGACACAAGGCCGUUUACUUCGCCAGAGACGAGGAAGAAGGCCCGCGUCGAGCUGUCAAUGAUUAUGGGCCAAGCCUCAUUGGAAAGCAAGCGAUUCUUUGAACCCUUGGGUCUUCUCUCUGAGGUAGUUGCGGAAAUUCUGCCUCCCGACAAUCUCGAAACCCACAAAGAGGAAUAUCGAAACAAGAUCAAAACACUCCGGGCAGAAAUUGAAAGCCUGCGGACUUCGGCAUCAUGCAGCCUGGCAGAUCUCAAAGCGCAGAAAAUCGCUGCGAAAUCCGAAGUUUAUCGACUCUCAACGCUGGUGUACCUAAGUCGCACUACCGACCAAGGCGAGCAAGAGGAUUCGGGCAUAGCUAUGUUGGUUGAACGGGGAUUGGAACUCCUCCCUGUGAUGGGUACUUGUGAGAGGCCGUUGCCGCUUCUCAUCUUCGGAUGUGAAGCUUGUACCGACGAGGAAAGACAUCGCAUCCUAGAUCUGGUUUCCAAUGCGGAAAAAACUCUUCCUGAUCGCGAGCUUCACUCUGUGAAGAAGUUGCUCCAUGCACUAUGGACACAAGAUGAUCUUCAUACUGACAGUAUUCUCAAGCCGACUUACAUAGAGAAACUAUCGACUGUUUUCAGUGCCAGCGAAUUGCUUCCUCAUUUCGCUUAG